This is a messenger RNA of Topomyia yanbarensis, 2669 nucleotides long. RefSeq lists its product as uncharacterized. The record is from RefSeq and is a predicted model, not a curated record. The transcript has 4 exons. The coding region runs from base 2100 to 2669 and encodes 189 amino acids. NCBI's taxonomy places the organism in Eukaryota, Metazoa, Arthropoda, Insecta, Diptera, Culicidae.
ACGUGGCAAGACCUGUGCGACCGACCUGGAGGACACUCUCGAUUCUCGUGUUUGGCCAAAGGGACACACUGGAAGGGCAGUGCGAUUCGGCAAAUUCUAUUCCUGAUCGGUGUCGUCACACGAUUAACUGCAGUUGGAACCGAUCGGUGCUUCCUCGAGGGUUGUUUUAAAUUUUUACCUCCAAACAAUGGCGAACAGUCAGUUCGUUCGAGCAAUAGUAGACGGUAAUGGUUUAACAGUUUUCGAUUGUGUCGGUUUUGAUUAAAGAACAAUAGAAUUAGCUAGUAGAUAAUCCCUUUGAUGUUCCGGGUAGUUUGAACUUAGUUCCCCUUAAUAGAAUGUAUCCGUCCCCUGGUCCAUAGUUCGGUGAUAGUGAAACGAAUCCAGUUUCGUAAAUUAGUUGGUUCCAUCUGGCAUCCCCUGUAUAUCUGAUCUGACUUAGGGAGAAAGCAGACUUAAACGUAUUAUAUAGGCUAUCCUCUAGAGAAAAGCUAAGCUCACUUAAUUUUAGAAACGGUUGUGAUUGUUGGCAAUUUCUGUAUUUCCUAGUGAGUGUUCACUUAGCGGAAAGAAAAGCUUUGUCUUCUUGUGGUUAGUGUAGAUAUAAAGUGAGUUUUCUGUGCACGAUAAUAAGUUAGUGUAAGAAGAGACGCAACAUUGUCCCCUGCUUCCGUUGGGCAGACGAAUGUGAGUGUGCUUGAAUUUAAUUAAAAGGCUGACGCAACGAAGAGAAAAAUCUCCAUGAAAGUGUUCCAUAAAUUCAAAACGGUGGAAAGAAAUCAAGUGACAGUGUGCUUUCGUUUCCUUCCUGAGACAAUUUUUGUGUGUGUUUUCUCUACCGAACCAAAUAGGUUCUCGUACUUUGCGCGGAAAGGACCACGUUUUUCCGUUUGCCUCAUUUUCGCAUAAACAUUUCCACGCCACGUCCCCAAGCGAAACGGUAAACGCGCAGUUGAAACAGUUAGUGAAAGACGACAGGAAAGUUCGUUUCAUGUUUUUCCAUCUAACUUAAGUCACACUUUUUCCGGCACACUUGCCAUUGCGUUGCCGGGAGCCCUCUACUAUUUCUAUUCAUGUACGGAACCGACCGUAAGACUAUCUAAUCCGGUGAAAUAUCGUCGCUUGCCUUUUGCUCGUAGCAAAAUCCUGUCUGGGCAAGCCGUAAGUGAAUGAAUCUUGGCGACAUUCUGCCAUGAUAUCGAGACUUCAAUCGUUGAAAUAAACCGGUGUCGAGCGACCAGAAUAAAUACCAAGAACCUUUCGGAGAAAAAGUGGAACCGAACCUUUUUUGCCCAAUCCAGUGGAAAAAUAAUUCCAAACUGUAAACACGUGAUAAUUCUCAUCGUCCAUCCUCGGAAGCAAAAAACGAAAAAAAAUCAGAAGUAAAUUCAAUCCCAUCCCAGUCGACAGAAAAACUAUCAUCCUGUACCAAACUAUCUCCGUUUCCGCCUGCUGCCACUGUAACUGACUGCCAUCAGGGUGGCUAGUGAAAAGUGUGCGACAAGUGUGUAGCACGUGCCACUGCUGCACCGAAAACGACGCCUGCUGUUUUCGUAAGUCGCGUCCAAAAAAAAGAAAAGAAACCAAAGUCGGUCCAGCAGCAGCAGCAGCACCAGCAGGGAUCGAAGGGUGGGAAAGGACCCGUGGUUUGGCUGUGUGUGUGGAGAGAAGAAAGAACCGAAAGCACUAUCCGUUUCGAGGAAUCCAAGUGAGCGGCUGCUGAAAAGUGAAAGAAACGCGAGUGGCUAGGGCAGCAAGUUGAACUGAAGUGAGUUUGUUUUUCUUUUUUUUUUUGUUUUGGCUUCCAGCACGGAAAGGACUCUUUGAAGAAGGUGUUGUUUGUUGGUAGAAUCGAUCGAUCGAUCGGCUUCAGCUGUCCUUUCUCGAAUUGAGCUGGUGAUGAUGCCGGUGAUACCGACGCUGACGCAGUUGUUGAUGAUGAGCCCGAUGCCGAUGCCGAGAAAUCGAAACUUGCUGCAGUGGAUAAGUUGUGACACGAACUGAGUCAAGUUGUGGGACCGACCAGCCCCAGAGAGUGGAGGCAAGCUGGCAAGCCAGUUAAAACAGAGGACAUUGACAGGGGACGUAUUAAACAUACGAUGAGCUAUCAGCAAGGAAAAAAUCGCCUCUAUCCAAGAUACUCUUUCAAUUCUUCGGACAACGAGGAUACUCCGAUCCAUCGGUCUAUUUACGCACAGCCCUACAAUUCGCAGCUAUUGCAGCAGCAACAAUCUCAACAACAAUUACAGCAACACCAGCAACAACAACAACAACAACAGUGCAUUCUUCCGGUGGUAGUCGGUGCCCAAUCUGCCAACUACUACGGCGGAUACCGAUCGGUGAAAAAUUCCGUCGGUAUUGUCGGUACGGGACACGGACAAUCGAGCGUGACCUCCACGACACCCCCAUCGGACAACGGUUCCAGUGCGACGUUGACGGACGCUGAGGCGAUAUUGGCUAGGGAGAACACGCUGCUGGUUAAUAACGGUGAGUUUGGGAACUUUUUCAAAUCUUUCCGUGUUCCAUUCCCCAGUGCGGAAGGGGAGAAUCUCAACGGAUUUGGAACACUAGUCAUUCCGACCAGAACAAGGAAAGGGUACAAGUGGAUGCACACCGGCGGCGGCAGCGGCAUAGGUGGAACGGCCGGUAUUCAUAUCCGGAGAAAAUGA